Messenger RNA from Cladophialophora immunda, 3237 nucleotides. RefSeq lists its product as uncharacterized. Gene Ontology annotation, biological process: DNA replication initiation. The transcript has a single exon. Gene Ontology annotation, cellular component: DNA replication preinitiation complex. NCBI's taxonomy places the organism in Eukaryota, Fungi, Ascomycota, Eurotiomycetes, Chaetothyriales, Herpotrichiellaceae. The record is from RefSeq and is a predicted model, not a curated record. The coding region runs from base 58 to 3135 and encodes 1025 amino acids.
CUUUCUUCGUGAUUUGUUCGACGUUGACAAAUAUUCUUACCUUCGUAAUGGCACGAUAUGCAAUCAUCAUCCCCUUCGGAUCUCCAACGACCAAUACUCGUUCCAGCUGCUGACAGCAGUUUGAACGUCGCGUUGGACUCCUCCAACCUCAUCCACAGCAGGAAGAGGAAAAGCAACGAUAUUGAGCCCGACAAUAAUGGCUCGCAAUCAGAUGUCUUCGCUGCGAAGCUACUCUCUCCGAAGCAUGCAACGCUCAAAUUCGCGCCGGUAACGCUUGUCGCUCGAGCAUGUCUCCCGUUAGCAUGGCUCAACACCUCCAGUGGUGCUUGCGGCAUGAUCUUUGAAGCGGCCAUUCUCUCUGUGGAAGAAUGGGAACAACGCAUCCUGCUCGUGCGUCAAAUCCCCAAUGGCGGUCUCUAUGCCGUUGAGCGGAUUGGCCAAGAUGUCUAUGUUGCAUGUGCGUUGCACAACUUGGUUUUGGAACCAUGGUGCCAUGAUGCCGCAAUUGGAAAGGUAGCAGAGGUCAAAGUUGAGGAAUUACUACGGGGAGAGGGAGAUGGCGGUCCUCGCAUUUGUCAUACAAGAACAGGAUCAUUCUCGAGUUUGACAGCGUUGCCCACUCCGAAGAGUCCCAAGAAACCAACAAAUCGACGCGGUGCCUUAGCCAGGAUGUCAAUCUUGAAGACCAAGGAGCGCGCCGUCGUGCACGGCUCCGUCGCUUCAUCGAGCUCUCCUGGCCUCCUUCAGCCGAUGACUACGGCUUCUUUGGAUGAUCUGGCUGGUCAGGAUAUGGUUCAGAUCACCAUCCCCGACGCCAUUAUACAAUCACCAUCUAUUCCAUCCUCCUUUGUGUCGGAUAGACCCAUAACAGUCAGCCACAGCGCGGAGAUGGGCUUGCGAAACCCAGUCGACAACACUGUUCCACUAAAUGAGGCUCUUCCUUCUGUACCCGCGCCUCUUCCUACAUCUCAAAACCCUUAUACUGACAUGGACCCUACGGGGCACGAGCGACUCCGCACACAGUAUUUUGAGCACCUGUAUACUUCUAAAACCUCCCUGGCAUUUUACGUCAAAGGACCACUGAGUCGGGCGCGAGCACAUGUGCGGUCAGGGGGAGAUCCUGCAAAAGCAAUAUCCGAACUCUCCGAAUUUUAUGAGCAAAGUAUAUUGCCUACAAAGAAAAUUGAUCUCAAAUACAAGGAAUCUUUGGCGAAAAUCAUCAAAGAACUGCCAUCAAGGGCCCUCGAGCAGGAAGGAGAAGAUUUCAUUGGACAAGACGCAACUCAAAAGAAGAAAAGGUCUCGGAAGAAGAAAGCGAAGCUGGGUAAGGAUUGUCUAUGGCCCGAUGAGGAGGACUUCGUUGCGAAGUGGUGGCGUGGCAGAGAUUUGAAGGCGAUGAGCCAUACAGCGGCUAAACAAGCCGAGGAGAUGCGGAAAGAAUUCGCAGACUUGCGUAUGCGAGAAAGUGAGAUGCAAAUGCUUCUAAUUUUAGAGGCCAUGUUGCUCGAACUCGCAGGGUCACGGCUCUCUGAGAUUGCGAAGCCAGUGCAGGCAACGGAUCCAGACGUCAAAGUCGAGUCGAUCGAGGACGACAACAACGAGAUUUUGGCCACAACUCCAAAAAGGCCACCAAAGGAGAAGAAGCGGCGCAACUGGUCGAGUGAGAUCGAUACCAUUGUCGACCGUCUAUGUAUCUGGCACACUGUCAGCCUUGACGACCUCGCUGCAGCAGAUGACAGAAGCCAGAACAAUGGCAGCACCACCGCCUCUUCGAAACCUAAUGACGCCCUCAAGGACUUCUGCAAGAACGUCCUCCUCCCGUUCUACUCGACCAAACUUCCCGAGCAAAUCAAAUCAGUAUCCCGUAAGCUCGGCGGACCCGAAAUUUCGCCCAAGCGAUCCAAAGAACCUCAUCCAGCACCUGCAGUGACUCUGCAUAAGUCGUCCUCAGUAUCAUCACUCAUGAAGUCCAAACCAGCGCGGCCGCUGGCCAAACGGACUCUCGAAAGGGUUCUCAGUGAGGACCACCAACUCAAUCGCCACACCUCUCCGCCAACUACCUUGUCCCGCGGUUCAUCCGUAGUAGCCUCCAUGACGCAUAACCCUAUAAUUCCAGCUCUAAAGCGCGAACCCUCGGAGAGGCCGGUCUCUCGCGGGGGCAAUCUAUCAAAGUCGCUCUCUUUCAGCAAUCGCGAAAUCGACCUUGCUGCAGAUCAAAAAGCACAUGAGCUGAAACGGCGCAAGCUUGACCGGUUGGCUCAGCAAAAGAAGGAAUUGGAGGCCGCGAUUGAUGCGCUUAAGAAGCCUGAUCGCAGGACCGUGGCGGGUCUGUUCAUGGACGAGGUAGAGGACAGGAAGAGUAAGGACAAGGAGAGAAGAGCAGCAGUCCAGAUAUCUGCAACCCCCAGGGCGAGGAGGAUCAAAGAGUCCAUGCAGGAGCCAGAGUUGCCGCAACCGCCAAAAUUGACGGUUCAGGGACAAGAUCCGGCGACGGUAAUUCCUUCGUCAACGAUCAAGCCUCGGCCUGUACGUCUUGGAAUACCGAGCUCAAACAGCACCACAAGGUCGUCAGCCACAAAACGAGCAGUCCUUGCAGCCAUCCAUGAGACGCCAUCACGCGGGACUGAAAAGAAAACCUCAAAUCCGCUGAACUUGCCUGGGCUUUGUCCCCCUUCAGCGAACGUGGUCGACGGAUUCACGAUCGCAGCGACCCCAGCAUCUAAAGGAACAAAUCUAGGUAGGGAAAGCGUGCUUUUGUCUGACCUCGAUGCUCCUUCCGGGUCACCAGGGCAGAUUGGUCGUUUUGACGAGAUCGACAGCGGGCAAAACUUGCACAUGACUCGGUCGCGCCGGCCAGUUCUGUUCACGCCGGUGAAAAGGUCUGAAGUGCCGCUGGACCAUGUAUUCCGGGACGCACCAGAGAUUCCUGAGCAGGCCGGACGCAUGAUGGAUCGAGUCAUGGGCGGCAAGGGGCGCGGCAUGAUGGACGACAGCUUUCAGUGGUCGCAAAGCACUGAUGGUUUGACGAAGACGCCUGGACGAUGGUCUGUUGAGCAGAAGGACGUGCGCACGGAGGAUGCUGAGGAGGGUGAUAUUUACGAUAAAUUGGGUUGGAAUGAUGACUUUGACCUGUGACGAUGACCCGACGGGUGUUUUAUAUAGAUUGUGAAGAACCCCCGCAGCUGCGGAGGAUUGAUGAAUACCAUGAACCAGAAUGACUGCAUCAACGAGUUGGGC